Danio rerio (zebrafish) is the source of this 302-nucleotide messenger RNA. RefSeq names its product ephrin-A5b (gene efna5b). The record is from RefSeq and is marked validated. Gene Ontology annotation, molecular function: ephrin receptor binding. Gene Ontology annotation, biological process: signaling; cell communication; ephrin receptor signaling pathway. Lineage: Eukaryota; Metazoa; Chordata; Actinopteri; Cypriniformes; Danionidae. Gene Ontology annotation, cellular component: plasma membrane; membrane.
CAGUUAUUGACCGUAGUGCGGAGCUUCACGCCGCUGACAGACGCAGCAGAGGAGCGGGCAGAUCUCCACACUUCUCCCCGCGGUCUGGCAUCAGCCGAACCCGCCGCAGAUGUGAAGGAAAGUCGGCUGGAGGAACGGGAAUAUCCGCGAGUUUCCGAGCGCGCAAAGCGGAGAGAUGCUGCAGGCGGAGAUGAUCGUGUUCGUGGGUGUGAUUCUGUGGAUGUGUGUAUUUAGUCAGGAGCCCAGCUCAAAGGUGAUGGCUGAUCGAUAUGCUGUCUUCUGGAACCGAACCAACCCCAGGU